Molecule: messenger RNA, 4875 nt
Organism: Cladocopium goreaui
Lineage: Eukaryota; Dinophyceae; Suessiales; Symbiodiniaceae
Source: the annotation of a GenBank genome assembly
AUGGCCCUGGCGGUACUACGAGGCAAGGAUGGGGAAAUCUACGUGACGGAAGACGCGGUGCCGCCCUUGCGUCAAUCGCUGCUGAGCCCCGGGGCCUCGGUGGACGCGCGGCUCUUGCGGGGCAGCUGCCAGGUCUUUGGGACGAAGUUUGAUCUGCAGAGCGGGGAGGUCAUGGGUCCCUGGUGCCCGCAAGUGGAGCAGUCCCCCUUGCUGCUGGCGCUGCUGUUGCGCCUAGUGCUGCUGCUGCGGUUCCUAGUGGGAGACACGCGGCGCUUGCGGUGCUUGAAAAGCCGGUUGCAUCAAGGGAAGUUGGAGGUUCAACUGGAGCCCAUGCCGAAGUUUUCGUCCUGCCAGGGUGUGUCCUUGGCAGUGGCAAGGUGGCUACUGCUACCUCGAGAAACACUGCGCUGGACAGGAGAUGUGGAACUGCAGGUGUUGCGGUUGAAGGAGGAUCCAGAGACUGAAGAACUGAAGAUUUCGGUGGUCCCCAAGGGUGGGGGCGCGGAACUGGGUCGCGCCUUUUUGCGGCUACCCAAAAGCAAAACGCAGCCUCAGAUGGCCCAGUUGGUGCGGCAAAGCUUCGCGCAACCUGAGCUCAAAGACGUUGAGGCGCGCUGUGCCGUGUGGGUCGCGCAGUACGUGGUGCCCUCUGCGCGGGGCCGAGGCCUGGACCAAAGGAUGUUGUCCAAGAUCUUAGACCUGCUACACUUCAGGGGUUUUGACUUUUUGCUACUCAUGGUGGACGGGCGGUCACAGCACCUGAAGACACAGUUAGAGGCGCAUUACGAAAGCCAGGGCUUCGUGAAGAUCGCCGAGCCCAACGUGAUGGGACUCCAACGCGCCAUGCUGCGCCCUGUCCGUUCCGUUCCGCGCCCCGGUGCCCCGGCCCCUUCGGUCGCGGCGGUCCGUAGUGGCGCCACGCUCAGGGAGGCAGCGAAGGAUGGGCUGGACGUGGGGAAGAACGCCUUUCUGCUGGCGCAUGGCUAUGUUUGCUUGCCUCUGUUGAUUGAGUUUGUCAAGUUGCUGCCUUUCCUGCGCAACGGGCAGAUGCCGUCUGUACAGACCGGACCGAUGAAGGUGCUGAUGCGUACCAUGAUGAUCCUCGGAUAUGUGAAAGUGACCACGCAGGGCGAUAUCGGUUUCACUGUGGUGGAGUCCGAAGAGGUCAAGGCAUGGGAGGAGUUGCUCAAGGACAGCGAGGAAUUGUUGGAACUCUACCAGGUGCCUCUCCCCUUCGACCUCGACAGCUCCAGCCUACCCGGCUACCUCUCCCUGCGCCUGCGCUUGCGGCGGCGCUUGGAGAUUCGAGGCACCACGUGGCCGCCCCCGGUCCUGGCUCUGUUUGACUGCGCCCUUCUGGCACCCCUGGCUGUUGCCCUCUUCUGCGGGCGGAACGCCCGGCCAGCGGAAAGACCGGCCUGUUGUUCGGCGGAUUUGGAUCCGCUGCUACGCCAGAUGGCUCUUGGCCACUGCGAAGGUGGCCUGGAGUUGCUGGCCAUGCCACUGCAGCGCUGUCAGACCUUGUUGGUGGCCACCUCCUAUGCGCCCAUGUUGGCCAAGUUCCAGCAUGUGCUCUACAAGGAGCCUUCCUGGGGGUUCAACGCUACAAGCUCCGGCGAGGAGCUGCAUGUGGACCGGACGCUGAACGUGCUGGGAAGUGGCCUACAACACAAGGCCUUCUUUCGGGACCUACUGGAGCUGCUGAAGCCUCUCUUUACGUGCGAGUUGAAGCAACAGCCUCGCUACGUGGCGGAUACAGGGUGUGGUGAUGGCAGUUUGCUGAUGCAAAUCUACAAUUUCGUCUGCAAAAGCACUCUGAGGGGUGAACACCUCAAGGACUUUCCGCUGACGAUGAUUGGCAUUGAUUUGAAUGAUGCGGCCCUGCAAGCAGCGGGGGACAAGCUGUCAAAAGCGCAGGUACCACAUCAACUCAUCCACGGUGACAUUGGCCAGCCAGGUGCGAUUAUCCAAGAGAUGCGACACCGUGGAAUCGAUCCCAGGCAGGUGCUCCAUGUGCGCAGUUUCCUGGACCACGAUCGGCCCUACGUGGCCCCAGUAAGGCGGAUCGCAAGAGGCAGUGCCCGUGCCCUCUUCGUGCGCCGAUGCUUUGGAGAGAGUGCAUAUCUGGAUGGCAUGGGCCAAGAGCUUGCGCUGGAGGACGUGUACCAAUCGCUGGUGGAGCAUUUGCGCCGCUGGUCCGUUGCCCUGCACGACACGACGCAUGGGCUGUGCCUGCUGGAGGCGAUGGUGCUGGAUGUGGAAAACACGCAGAAGUAUUUCAAUGACAAUGUUGCCUUCCACUUCGACGUUGAGGCUGCCUUAUCGCGGCAGUACUUGGUGCCGCCCAAGGCUUUCUGCUUGGCCCUAGCGGAAGCAGGACUCCUCAGCUACAGUGGUACCGGGAAGCUGAAAACAUACCCGGAGACGGGGGAGUACUGCCGCAUCAUGAACCAGCAUGUCAAGAGGUCUCCCUUUCGCCUCCGCCUGGCGGAGUCCGAGGAUCUGGAGGCCUUGGAGGCGCUGCAAGAGCGCGCGCAGGUGGGGAAGGCCUUGGAGGCCUCUCGCCAGAUCUUGGCCCAACGCCUGCGCCUGGCACCUGUUGGCACCUUCGUGGCGGAAGCGGACGCUCCAGGGCUGCUGGGAGCCAUUUACACUACACAGCUAGUGGACAUGGAGCGCAAUCUCUCAGCGGAACCGUCGCUGCCUGCGGAGGGAGAAGUGAUGCAGAUCAUCGCUCUGCACGCUGACCCUGAGGCACCUGGCGUGGGUGCUCUGCUCCGCGACUUCGUCUUGCAGCUACAGAGGGUGGAACACCCUGGGGUGGGCUGUAUUGGCCUUAGCCGUUGUAGUGCCUGGAGCCCUGCAGCCGGCAGCAUGGAGGACUAUGUGAGGAAGCAUCAGGCCGGCGAGCUGUCUGACAAGGUCUUAGCUUUUCACAGCGGCGGCGGAGUCCAGAUCUGCGGCGUGGUGUCGGCCGCGCGGCCACAAGACGUGGAGAACCAAGGUGCCGCCGUGCUGAUUCACUACGAAUCUCCGGGGAUGUCGGAAACGGAGCCGUCAAAGCAGGGCACGGAGUCAAUGGCCACGCUGGAGAGCGAUCUUCGUGCGGAGUUGGAGCAGAUGGACCAGGAUCCCGGCCAUGGCGACGCUGACGCCGACGCCGAUGUUUUGCAGCUGGACUCCUUGGAGCUGGCGCAACUGCAACGUCGUUUGGAGAAACGCUUUGCGGUGCGUCUCUCCCUGGCGGAUUUGGCCCGAGAGGGCGGGCCUACUGUGAAGCGCUUGGCAGAAGUGAUAAGGUCUGCAUCUACUGCUCCGAGACGAGCUGCGGAUUUCUCCAGCAUUCGAAGCUUCCUGGAAGAGACCUUGCCGGAGGAUUGCCAGGACGGCGUGUUGCAGAUGGGAUUGGACUCCUUAGACUUGGCGCGGCUGCAGGCGGCCGUGCGACGGCACUAUUCCGUUGACCUGACCUUAGAGGACCAGAGAAGCGCGGCAGAGCGCCGCAGGGCCAUGGCAAAGGUGGCCAACCUUCAAGCCAUGGAGAAACCCAUGGAGCUCCAUCGCUUCAUGGGAUCCUGGUACGUCUUGGCGCACAUCCCAGUGAAGUUGGUGAAGGAGCACCUCGCGCACAACGCGGUGGAGACAUAUUCCUGGGAUGAAGCAAAGCAGCGCAUUGAUGUGCAUUACAGGUUCAACGAGGAUGCUCACGAUGGACCUUUGAACGACAGCUAUCAGCGUGGAUGGGUGCAGAACAAGGACACCAGCGCAGAGUGGCGAGUGUCUCCAAAGUUGCCUCUCUUCGGCUAUGCUUUGAGCGGAGUCCUGCGGUUGCCCUACAUCAUCGUGGAUCGCUCGGAGGAUUAUAGCACGGCGAUCAUCGGCUAUCCCAACCGCGCAUAUCUGUGGGUCCUGAGUCGCAGACCUGAAGUCUCCAGCAAGGAAUACGAGAAGUUGAUCGACAAGUGCAAAAGCUUCGGGUACGAUGAGUCGAUGCUGGGAAGAUUCGCCGUGUUCCACAAAUGCCCGGAAAGACCUUUGAGAGCCCCAACUGACUGCGGCGCCGUGCGGCGCUGCUUGAAGGUAGAAACUGCAGAUGGCAGUUUUCAAAGGCUGAGCGGCGGUGAAGACAUGUUGCGAGCUCGAGAUAUUCACUACAACAAGUGGCGGAAGAUGGACCGCCCCGAGCUUCUUCGUCGUGGCUACUACAACGAGGUGAAUGAGGAUGCCUGGCCGGGACCCUUUGAGGAUGUCUUCGUUUACAUCAUCUGUCAGGAAGCAGCAGAACUUCCCAAGAUCAGGAAUUACAUCGAAAAGGCCGACGCCGUAGCCACGAGGCAGGGCCGCGUGCUGCGACAUGUGCUCUUCAAUUUGAACCUCAACAAGUUGAGGUCAGAUAUCGAGUUCCAGCGGCGUUUGUUGCCCUUCCAACCUGGGCAGGCCACGUCCAAGGUCCAUUUCGACUUCUUCACCACCUUUCGCAAUGCCUACCUGAUUCGCUUUGGAAAGUACACUCAGACCGUGCUGCGAGAUCCCUUCAACAUCAACUACGUGGGCGCGAUGUACCACGCCUAUCCCAGUCCGUGGCAAGUCUUCAUGCAGGACCCGGAUGGUGCUUACGUCCCCAUCUGGGCCACUGACCUCCGCCCUUCGGUGCAGUGUGUGAAGCGCAAGUUGCAGAGGGCCAACUCCCUCUGGCGCGAUGUGGGACUGCCGGAGGAUGACAGCAAGGAUGACGUCUACAAAGUUGCAGACAUCAAGGCAGCUGGUACCAUCCAGAAGACUGUCCUUCAGUUCAUCAAGGAGGGCGCCGGCGAUGCCUUGUGGUGGGAGGAAGGCUUUGAUGAGGAGGUGAGCCGCAAGUGGCGCUUGGCCUAG